GCAUUAGGGUUUACAGAUAAUAUUCACGUUUGUAUGGGUCCAUCUCUGCUCUUGACUGUCUGAAUGGGAGCUGAAUUCCUGUUGAAAUCUAUGGAUUCAUCUCUUGAAUAAAUACAUUUGCUUUUGCGAUAGCUAUGCUUCGUAAGGGUGCUUUUUAAAGUGCAUGUUCUCGGACACGGGCUUUGCGAUUCCAUGAGGAAGCUUGUGUCCCCUCUGGGUCUGCAUGCUGGCAGCCCAUCUGGCCACACGGUUUCUCUGACUCAUCUCUUGGGAUGUUUUGGUAGCUGUCGCAGAUUAAAGGAGUUGAUACCUGUUCAGCAGAGGCUGCUGCUUCCAAGUACAGCAGAGUCACCGCUUUGAGCAACAUGCAGAGCUUAAAGAUCCAGGGAGGAUGUCGCUUUAGAACUGGCAUCUCGGGAGGCUGCUGUGUUUUUAUUUCAGAAAUGCUGCGUUGAGGCAAAAUAGGGAACUCCCCUUUUGUGAUUGCCAGGCGUCUGAGGCAGGCUCUUUGGGCAUUCUUCAAAGGGGGAGCUGAGGGGAGGGGAGGAGAGGAGAGUGCACCAUGCUGACUAGUGUUAUUUUUUUCCCCCAGUAUUUCAUGAUGAAGUUUUGAAAAUAGAAGAGUUGGAAGAAUUGUCCAGUGAACCCACAUUUCGUUAUCCAGUUACCCAGCUGCCCAGCUAUCCAUCCCUCUGUGGACUUACUUUCUGAUGCAUUUCACACUUGCAGGCAUCAGUACAUUUCACUCCUAAACACCUCAGUGUCGAGAUCAAUGUUUGUUAUGGUUCUUGAUCACACACCCAUCGAGAUGUGACUGUAAAGCAGCAAGACUGGCUUGACUGUGUCCUGUAAACGGACUCAGAGGAUUCCGUAAGGGGUGGCCGGCAGCAGCCUGCACACAGCCCAGGCUCAGUUAGGAACUUCCUAAAUGAUGAUCUGGGCUGAAUCCUGGGAGCUGUUGGAGUCCAGCCUCCUCUCCAAAGGCUCGAGAGUGCUUCACCGAUACAGACACAUUUUGGGAUUGUGGCAGCCAGAUAUCGGGCCGUACGGAGGACUGCUGAACGUGGUGGUGGACGGCUUGUUCAUCAUUGGGUGGAUGUACCUGCCUCCCCACGACCCCCACGUCAAUGACCCCAUGAGAUUCAAGCCUCUGUUCAGGAUUCACCUGAUGGAGAGGAAGGCCGCCACGGUGGAGUGCAUGUACGGCCACAAAGGGCCCCACCACGGCCACAUCCAGAUUGUGAAGAAGGAUGAGUUCUCCACCAAGUGCAACCAGACGGACCACCACAGGAUGUCUGGCGGGAGGCAGGAGGAAUUUCGGACAUGGCUGAGGGAGGAAUGGGGGCGCACGCUGGAGGACAUCUUCCAUGAACACAUGCAGGAGCUCAUCCUGAUGAAGUUUAUCUACACCAGUCAGUACGACAACUGCCUGACCUACCGCCGCAUCUACCUGCCGCCAAGCCGCCCUGAUGACCUCAUCAAGCCAGGCCUCUUCAAAGGCACCUAUGGUAGCCACGGCCUGGAGAUUGUGAUGCUCAGCUUCCAUGGCCGGCGUGCCAGGGGCACCAAGAUCACGGGCGACCCCAACAUCCCUGCCGGGCAGCAGACGGUAGAGAUCGACCUGAGACACCAGAUCCAGCUGCCUGACCUCGAGAACCAGCGCAACUUCAAUGAGCUAUCCCGCAUCGUCCUGGAGGUGCGAGAGCGGGUGCGCCAGGAGCAGCAGGAAGGCGGGUACGAGGCAGGCGAGGGGCGUGGCCGACAGGGCCUCCGGGAAUCCCAGCCAAGUCCUGCUCAGCCCAGGGCAGAGGCACCCAGCAGGGGCCCAGACGGGACACCUGCUGAGGACGGCGGUGAACCUGGGGAUGCCGUGGCUGUGGCCGAACAGCCUGCCCAGAGUGGGCAGGGGCAGCCAUUUGUGCUGCCCGUGGGCGUGAGCUCCAGGAAUGAAGACUACCCCCGAACCUGCAGGAUGUGUUUUUAUGGCACAGGCCUCAUCGCGGGCCAUGGCUUCACCAGCCCUGAACGCACCCCUGGGGUCUUCAUCCUCUUCGACGAGGACCGCUUCGGGUUCGUCUGGCUGGAGCUGAAAUCCUUCAGCCUGUACAGCCGGGUCCAGGCCACCUUCCGGAAUGCAGAUGCGCCAUCCCCACAGGCCUUUGACGAAAUGCUCAAGAACAUUCAGUCCCUUACCUCCUGACCAGCCACAUCCUUGCUGCCACAUCCUGGGUAGCUUUGGGGCUCUGGACUCUGACCUGUGAAUAGAAGCAGCAUGCACUUUGGAAAUACAGCCUUUUGACCAGAAUGCACACCUCGUUGGGGGUCCCUGCACAGCCACACCCCAGCACUUUAUGUAGAGAGAGUGACAGGCCUGCAUAUUUGUCAGUGCCGUGAUGGAGGAAGCUGAGCAUGUCUUACCAAAAAAGAGAAUGAGCUGGAAUACAGUGGAUCUAGGGGCCAGCUGCGGGACUGUGUGAGAAUUGAAGCGGUGGGGUUGCUGCACCCUGGGCUGGCUGGCGUUUUUCUCGGGAAACAGGACUCUCCUCUGGCGCACUUUUCCUGUGAGCGGAUAGAAUGAUAGAAUGGGUCGUGUGUGAGACACAUGUGCUCCACCCCACUCCUGCUGGGGGGAGCCAGGCAGAAGUGGCCUCUGGGGAGGGGGUCAGGAAGAGAACACCCAGGCAGUGCAGGUGUGAUGGGCACAGCGUGUGGAGAGCAAGCUUGGGAAGUUGGUGGGAUCUCAGGGUUGGGGGCGGACUCUGGAUUGAAUCCCAUCUCUCUCUCUCGGCUCGGUCGAGUUUGGACAGAAGCGUUUCACCUCUGAUCUCAGCUUCCUCACCUGUGGAGUGGUUGUAGUGACCUGAGUCACUGGAGAAUGUCAAUGUGAGUGCAUGGCCCGGCCGACACACCUGCCCCGGCCCCUCUUCUCCAGCUUUGGAGCUGAGGCCAUUGUUCCAGCCACUUGACUGUCCUCGUCAGCCUGUUCCAGACAGGGCGUUUUGUCCUUGCUUUCCUCCAUGCACGCAAGCAUUGUCAAAACCAAGCUGCCAGCCAUUUUCUCCAGAACACAAGGCUCCAGGCUCGCAUUUCUGAAGCAGUCCUUGCAUUUCUCUCCUGUGAGUGGUUCACUCAGGUGCCAGGAAUGCUCAUACGAGAUGAUGAGGAAAGCCCUUUGCAGUUGAGGGGACAGCUUUCUUGAAAAGCCACACCUACGUCUGGGGACACAUUUUGGAAAGCAGGACCCCCUGGGUACCCUUCAGCUUGGAGACCCCAAUGCACUGAUGCCUUCACUGCUGUGUGCCCUGUGUUGUUAACACCUCCGUGUGGGGACCCCAUCGAAAAUCUUGGCUGAGGUUGGCAUCUGAAGAAGAGGGAGCACGGUGCCCAAAGCUGGCUGUUGCCCUAGCCCACAGCCAGCUCCGUGCCCGAGUGGGUGUCCCUGGUGAGUCUUCCCUUUCUGCUACUAGUCCUUGUGCUGGGUGCCCUGGACACGUCCUACUGGUGAGGGACCUUUGGAAGGUGACAGUCUGUGUGCCUUUGUCUGGAGACCAACCUGAGAAUAUCCUGGGAAACAUUUUCCUGAUCAACUUCUGACUGGCCUUUAAAAAAAAAAAAAAAUUCCCACUGCCCAGCCUCAGUGCAUUUGGCAAAUUCUUACUUUGCUUCCCAGAAUCAGAAAAUUGGCAAGGUCCUUAAAUGGUAAUCUGGCCCGCCUGGGAAAAAGACUCAGGAGAAAAGCCAGUGGAGAAGGUGGCAGUAGGGCAGCCCACCCAGGAGCCAUGCAGAUCCCGAGGCACACCUGCCGGCUCUCCGUGUGGCCAGAUUCUAGCAGCUUUUGCAGCAUUAGCCUACACGCUUUGUCACUCCUUGCCCUCUGUGGUGGUCACUAUUUUUCUCUCAUGCCAAAUGAUGCGGUCCCUGAGGGAUGGUGACUUGUGGCCCUGAAGCCUGGGGGACCCUCGGGCAUGUAGACUGGCACCCUUCAGGGUUCACCAUUGUUUCAAUAAAAUCAAGAAAAUGCAUUUUUACCAAGAGCCUGAGGCUUGCUCUAAGGGACCCAGUCCCUCAGAGGCAUGCCCUUUGGGGCUUGAAGAGCACACUGGUGGGAGACGAGCACUUCUGAUUAAAGGAAUCUCAAAUCUCAA
Messenger RNA from Cebus imitator (Panamanian white-faced capuchin), 4145 nucleotides. RefSeq names its product F-box protein 31 (gene FBXO31). The transcript has 8 exons. Bases 929 to 2200 code for a protein of 423 amino acids. The record is from RefSeq and is a predicted model, not a curated record. NCBI's taxonomy places the organism in Eukaryota, Metazoa, Chordata, Mammalia, Primates, Cebidae. Gene Ontology annotation, molecular function: protein binding.